ACCAAAACCCAGCUGGAUCUAACAUAAAAUGGAAUCAAGGGAGGAUAAGGCAGCUGAUUUUGAUGGAGACAUCCAACGGCUGGAAGACAAGGAGACUCUCUUUAUGUUACUCGCUCUACACAUGGAGGAGUCCCCACUCUGUGAGUCUCCAAUUUCUGAACCACGUGGUGAUCAGGUGAUCAAGAUUAAUAAAACUGGGAUUGUCGUGUGCGAGUCCACUUCCAUCCAGCGAAUCGUGGCAAUGGACUGCUCUCGGAAACAGCUACAUGCCGUGCAGCGCGUCAUGAUGAACCUGACGACAAUGGCAAAAGGGUGCAACGUGUACCUCUCCAGGAAACCCUGCACUGAAUGCGCAAAAUGUCUAGUUCAAGGCAAGACAUACUUUACAAAAUCAUUGACCUCAGAGCAGUUCUUUUCCACUGUGCCCUUCCCAAAUGUCCUGCUGCUGGCUGUCGGAAUGAAGAUGUCCUUGAUUCUCAACCAAGUACUUUCUUUCAUAUGA
Molecule: messenger RNA, 502 nt
Organism: Amblyraja radiata (thorny skate)
Lineage: Eukaryota; Metazoa; Chordata; Chondrichthyes; Rajiformes; Rajidae
Product: cytidine and dCMP deaminase domain-containing protein 1-like
Exons: 3
Coding region: 29-502 (157 amino acids)
Molecular function (GO): catalytic activity
Source: RefSeq, a predicted model, not a curated record